This is a messenger RNA of Paraglomus brasilianum, 549 nucleotides long. Lineage: Eukaryota; Fungi; Glomeromycota; Glomeromycetes; Paraglomerales; Paraglomeraceae. The record is from the annotation of a GenBank genome assembly.
AUGUCUUCCUUAGUUGUUGCCGUGGUAUAUGUGGGCGGGUGUCUGCUAGUAAUGAGCACGUUUUCGUAUUUUUGGCGUCGGCGGAAAGCAGGCAAGUUUUCAUUACUGUCAUAUUAUUUAGCAAGGGCACAGUUAGAACCAUGGUUUCCAGAACAUAAGACGCGUGAUAUUUACUAUGCCUUGGUGAAUGCUGAUCCACCCGCAAGCGAGAUUCAACGCAAGAGUGCUCUGCUACGUCGAGCGAUGACAGAUAUUGUGCGCGCUGGGAAAAUUAAUAGUGACAAACAAGCUCUUGCUACAUUAUUACAACAGGGAGCAGUUGGAGAUGAUCUAUGGACUUCAUUACUAGCUGCCGAGGCAGAGCUUUACAACGUAGAACUGAACGAUGUCGUAGUGGAGGCUAAUAAAUACAAGCAUGGCUGGGGCCAGACUAUUCUUCAGACAGCUCAAGAAAUGGACUCUUAUUACGAACAUUCAAAUUCCAAUACUCUACAUGGAUUCCUAGAUGCAACAUCAUUAUCAACUACGGAUGCUGACUUUAUACAAUGA